Messenger RNA from Eutrema salsugineum, 995 nucleotides. Its product is annotated as expansin-B5. Gene Ontology annotation, biological process: sexual reproduction. The transcript has 4 exons. Gene Ontology annotation, cellular component: extracellular region. Lineage: Eukaryota; Viridiplantae; Streptophyta; Magnoliopsida; Brassicales; Brassicaceae. The record is from RefSeq and is a predicted model, not a curated record. The coding region runs from base 12 to 872 and encodes 286 amino acids.
UUUCAAGAGACAUGGCAUUUUUUUCAGGCAAAAAAAUUUGCUUUAUCGUUGCUCUCUUUGCAAUCUCAUUGAAGCCAUGUUUUUGCACGAAUACAACCCGCUGGAACACCGCCGGAAUCACGUGGUAUGGCGACCGAGAGGGUCCUGGCAGCACAGGAGGAGCUUGUGGAUACGGUGAUGCAGUGGCAAAGCACCCGUACAACUGUAUGAUUUCAGCCGGAGGACCUUCAUUGUACCAAGAUGGAAAGGGUUGUGGGACAUGUUAUAGGCUCGUAUGUGACCAUCCGAUGUGCACGAAAAAGCCGAUCAAGGUGAUGAUAUCGGAUGAGUGUCCCGGCUGCACGAAGGAAGCGGUCCAUUUUGAUCUUAGCGGUAAGGCCUUUGGUGCAUUGGCCAAACAUGGCAAGGCCGAUCAAUUACGUAACCUUGGAGAGCUAAAGGUUAGAUACAAACGUGCAUGCUGCAAACACCCUAAGAGUAAAAUAGCUAUUCAUGUCGACGCCGGAGCAAAUCCGUACUACAUGUCGUUCGCCGUUAAAUAUGCAAACGGUGACGGAAACUUUGCCUGCGUGGAGAUCCAACCUGCCGGAGGAAAGUACCUGAAGAUGGAGGAAAUGAGAUCGGCCGUUUGGAAACUUAACCCCGGCUGUGCAUUGAAAGGUCCGUUCAACGUCCGGCUUACCUCCGCCGUGACCAAAAACGUGCUCGUUGCCAAAGCCGUUAUCCCGGAAAAAUGGAAUCCCGGUGCUAUCUACCACUCCCUCGUUAACUUCGCCGUUCCUAAGAAAUCGGUUCACAAGAAAUCCGUUCACAAGAAAUCGGUUCACAAGAAAUCCGUUCACAAGAAACCCGUUCACAAGAAACACAAAUGAUUAAUUCCUUCAAACGAAUUGUAAUGUUUGAACAAAACAUGGGGCUGUAUUGUCGCAACUGAUGAUAGUAAAUUAUUUUGGAAAAAUGUAUUUACGUUUAUAUGGGCUUAGAGUUGUAGGCAC